AUGGCAGCAGCUAGCCACAAAAACUUCAGACUACGGGGCAUUCCGCGUGAUUGCGAGACUCGGAGUGAGGUCUGCAGCCUUAUUCAGAAAACUCUGGCACUCGAGCCUAGCGCCAGUCCUACUGUCUACUCGCUUGCAUGUUCCCCCACCGAUCCCAAUAGCAAGAUCGCUACACUCAGCUUUCCUUCAAUUCCAGAAUGUCUAUCCGAUCGCACAAAGACUGAGUGGAGUUUUAACCUGUCCGAUGGUAACGACAUCGAUUUCAGCAGGUCUCUUGCUUUCGACACACACUUUACAGGUUUCACACCUUUUCACCGCACAAACGACAACGAUUGCCAUAUUGACUUGGUUGCAGUUUGUGGCCUUGGGGGGCAUGCCUUGGGUUCAUUCAAGGAAAAGAAUGGCCGCUUCGUUUGGCUUCGGGAUGCGCUUCCAUCAGACAUCCCGAAUGCAAGGAUUUUAACUUAUGGAUAUGAUACGAAGCUUUCCAAGAGCAGCGCCUUCCAAAAUUUGACAGAUCUAGGACGCGCACUGCAGAUUGACCUUGAGGAUACUUAUGACCCGAACCAACCUCGUUCGAUACUUUUCAUCGGACAUAGCCUGGGUGGACUUGUCGUUAAAGAGGCCGUCCGAUUACUACAAGAAGAGCCUCUCGGGCGCGACUUUCCAAUUUUAAACGCCGUUUGCGGCUUCGCCUUCUUUGGGGUUCCUCAUCGAGGCUUGGAAGUCAAGUGUUUGAUCCCUUUAGUAAAGGAUAACCCCAAUCGGGCACUACUCGAAUCUCUUAACAAGAAUUCGUCACUUCUAGAUCAUCUACAGAAUGACUUUAGCAAAAUAUCAAAGGCGAGGGGCCUUUCUGUUGUGUCGUUCUAUGAGACAGAGAAGUCCCCAACCGCAGUUUGGAUAAAUGGAAAAUGGGACAUGUCUGGUCCUAGCGAAGUGUUGGUAGAGGUAUUCUCGGCAACAUGCGGAUGUCAAAAGCAGCAUCCCAUCAACCGCAACCACUCUGAGAUGGUGAAAUACAGCGGUGUGCAUGAUCAAUUGUACCGAAGAGUGUUAAUCGCACUCCGUCCUAUAAUUGGUAUUUCACGAGGACGGCCUGGCAUUGGAGGUAUAAGAGAAGGGCCACAAGCUUGUGUUCAAUUUUCAGGUGAUGAGCAGGAAUGCCUGAAAUCGCUAUCAUUCCCUGAGCAAGAGCACAGAUACUCCGAGAUCUCUUACGCGAGCGACACUUGCGACUGGCUUCUAGAAGACUACAACUAUCAGAAAUGGAUGAAUGCAGCCCGUGGGCUCUUCUGGAUCAAAGGAUGUCCUGGAACAGGCAAAUCAGUUCUCAUGAAGUUUGCAGUUGAUACAAUGAGCCGCAGGAAAUCUGGGGAAAUCAUCGCUUCCUUUUUUAUCCAUGGACGCGGCAUAGAACUACAACAGACACCAAUAGGCAUAUUUCGAGCUUUGUUAAAUUCUUUGCUCAUGUCGUUUCCAAAAUACCUCGCGGAGCUCACAAAAGUCUUCCAAGAUAAAGAGAAGCGAUACGGAUCAUAUGACCAGAAGAAUGGCUGGAGAUGGAAUGAAAAGGAAUUGGAGAAAUUCCUAUCCGGACUCUUGAUGGAGGGGACUAAAGAGGUACCGGUUGUCAUAUUCAUUGACGCGCUUGACGAGUGUGGCGAGCAUGCCAAAAGCCUACUACUAUCUCUCAAAAGCCUCGUUGAAAAUGCGGAGCAACAGGGAUCCAUGGUCAAGAUCUGCUUUUCAUCGAGGCAUUUCCCAAUACUUGGCCAUGAGACGAUGGCGAGGGUCUACGUGGAAGAGAGGAAUGACCAAGAUAUCAGACUUGUCAUUGAAGGCCGACUCAAGGAGGUUCGCUCAGUGGAAAGGCGGCGACAGAUUGAGAAAGACAUUUUGUUGAAGGCUCAUGGGGGUUUUCAAUGGGCCAUACUCAUCACAAAUAUGGUAUUGGAGGAGGAGGUGACUGGCGCCAGAAUCGAGGAUCUACUUAAUAUCAUCUCGACAACUCCACCAGAUCUCGACGACCUAUACGAUGUCAUAUUGAGGGGGGCGACCAAGGAUAAGCACAAGCAGAUGGCCAAGCUCUUUCAGUGGGUUCUCUAUGCCAAACGACCCUUAUCAGCCCAGGAGCUUCGAGAGGCGCUCGCUACUGACAAAGGCAUGUCCUAUACAACAGUCUCGGAACUCAGAGCUCGCGGUAACUGGUCGGAUUGCGUAUCCCAAUUCGAAAUGCGUGUCCGCCAUAUAUCCAGGGGCCUUGUGGAGUUCCAGAAUCGUGACGUCUACGAGCAAUAUGAACCAGGAGGUGAAGAAUGGAGCAGAGAGGCUCAAUUCAUACAUCAGUCGGCGGCAGAUUUUGUUGCCCAGAAGUUCCUCGCCAAUGAGUCACUAUCUAGGUCCCCAGCUGGAGCGGGCCAUUAUGAAAUUUCGCGGUCUUUCCUCAGAUAUUUGACUUUGGAAGAAAUCCUCAACGCAAAUGGCCUAUCCCGAGAGAAGCUCUCAGCUACCUUCCCGCUAAUGCCAUACGGAGUGACAUUUCUCCUGGAACAUGUUAGGGGCGUUGAGGAGGGAGCCAUUUGCCAGGGUGACUUGGUGACACUCAUUCAAUGGAACCAGAAAGAACGCCUUGGGAUGCUGGCAAAAAUAUGGAGAAUAAUGGACCCUGAAGGUACACAUGCGCCUAGGGGCUGGCCAUUUCCCGAUGCCUCUGUUCUUCACCUCGCGAUAUCGUUUGGUUCCGCUAGCUUGCUGGAUACUUUACUGCAGCGGAACAGCUCACACUUGGAUGCCAAGGACCUCGAAGGGAAUAACCCCCUUCAGCUUGCUUUACGGGAGGACUAUGAAGUCAUGGCUCUCAUGAUACUGGAACGCUCAAGGACAUGGCAGACUGUGGUUGACUCUGUUGCUUCGGAAAACUCGCCAAGUAGCAUUGCAGUACCACGCAGAUACCUCGGCCAUGUGAACACCACCAAUGUUGAUGGUGAAACGCCUCUGGGGUUAGCCAUGUCCGUCAAAGCAGACAGGGUAAUUCGAGACUUGAUCGACGCAGGUGCUGAGAUUAAACACGAGAAGUCGCUGAUGGUUUAUGCCAUAAGUCAAGAGGACAAGGCACUAGUAUACCAGCUCAUAAACGAGGGCGCGGACCUUGACGGAGCUGUCUUUUUUACAGCACAAUUUCUCAAUCAGGCCAAUGCUGACAAUCACACCUUACUCGAACUUUUGAAUGCUCUGCUUGCAAGCGGUGGUAAUACAAGGAGACACAGGGGUGUCGAGAUUGAUAAUUUGUUCGGUUUCGAUGAAGAUGAAGAGGAUGAGGCCGAUGAAGAGGCGAUCUUUGUCGCUACACGCGGAGGUAGGGCGGCGGCGGUCAGCCUCUUAUUGACAUAUGGCUCCUCGGCAGACAUGAGUAAUCGACAUCACGAAUCUCCGAUAAUGCUAGCUUUUCAGAGCCACCAUUACGAUAUCGCCUCGGCCUUAUUUCGGAACUCACCUGAGACAAUUUUCUCAGAGUAUAACGCAGAUACGACAAUCCUUGGGCACAUUAUACAAACUACUCAGGUUGACCUUGCGCUGUCAUUUGUUGAGGAUGGCCGGGGAGUUUUGACGUUACACCAGUUACUCUAUGAAGCUGUCACAAUGAGAGAACUUCAAUUUGUGGACAUUUUAUUGAGUAGAGACGCAAAUAUCAUAGAACUUGCAAAUCAAAGAUGGGAAGACCAACCUGCACCAUUCAUGAAAGCAGUGUACGAAAACGAUGACGAUAUGGUCGAUCUACUUCUCUGCACAGGCCGGAUCGAUAUAAGUGUCAGAGACCGAGAUGGCGAAACACCAUUUUUGGUAGCGAUUCGGCUUGGGAACCUGAGUAUUGUCAAGUUACUGCUCAACACAGGAAAAGUUGGUUUCUAUCAGGGGGACUUUGAAAAAAGAGCAGGCUUUGCACAGUCUAUCGUGGAUGAGUAUUAUGAUACGCGCAAGGCCAAGAUUGCUUUCGCAGAUAGGAACGAAGAGGCACUACUCUUUGUUUUGAGCAUGCACGAUUUGUUUUGGAAGGCUAUCCUACGUGGAAAUUUAAGAGUUAUCAAGCUGCUUCUUGAUGAGAGCAUGAUUAAUAUCGACCAGACGUUUGAAGCACAACCACCGCUCUUGUGGGCUAUGCAAAUGGGGAAAGAAGGCGUUGUUAGUGUUCUUCUCAGCAGCAAUAGAGUUGAUCCGCAUUACUCCAAGGAAGUGGGACAAACGCCUCUAGCGUGGGCUUUAGCCAACGGCAAGGAUCGAAUGGUUGUGCUACUACUAGGUGCGAAAGGGUUCUCUAUCCACAAAGAAAGUAAUGACACUUCGCGAGAUUUGUUUUGGUGGGCUAUCAGAAGGGGGUAUAGUGGUGUGAUCAAUAUACUUCACGAAUCUGGUAAGUACGAUAUCAACACGAAGGAUCCGUCGGGGCAGACGCCUUUGAUAUUUGCAGCUGAGACGUGUGAUGAGGAGGCCAUCAGGGUACUUCUCGAGACAGGGAAUGCCGGUAUAGAGGCGGUUGAUAACAGGGGUAACACAGCAUUUUCAAUAGCUAUAAGCAGGGGUUACAGGACGAUAGUAGGUCUACUGUCAACUUACAUGCAUCGAAGCAGUAGAAUUGCCAUUAGGACUGCGGAGUAUUAA
Fusarium fujikuroi IMI 58289 is the source of this 4659-nucleotide messenger RNA. RefSeq names its product related to ankyrin 3. Lineage: Eukaryota; Fungi; Ascomycota; Sordariomycetes; Hypocreales; Nectriaceae. The record is from RefSeq and is a predicted model, not a curated record. Gene Ontology annotation, molecular function: protein binding. The transcript has 7 exons. Bases 1 to 4659 code for a protein of 1552 amino acids.